AUGCCAUCGCUCGAGGAUGGCGACAACAAGAGCGAGGCCGACAAGGGCGGGGGUGCGACGGCCCAGCAGCAGCAGCAGCAGCAGAGGCGGUUUGUCCCGCUCACGAGGCGGGCCAGAGCGGGUGGUGCCGUGUACGGCGUGGAUGUGCGCGAUGAGGGUAUCUCGCGUCGGAGACUUGAGCUUGACGGGGCUGGCGGGGCAACAGCAGAAAACGAAGGCGUUUCUAGUGGCGGGGGAGAGGGGUUGUCCGACGCCGAGGGGGAGGAGGGCUACGAAGGGAACAUGCUGACCCUCGUGGACUACUACAACAACCAGUACGUGGGGAUGAUCGGCAUCGGCUCCCCCCCACAGUACCUCUCCGUGGUCCUCGACACGGGCUCCAGCGACCUGUGGAUACCCGGCAUGGGCUGCACGGCGUGCGGGAAUCACGCCACCUUCGACGGCUCCAAGUCGAGCACCUUCGGCCUCCUCACCGAGGACGGCGGGAACUCAGCGGAGGCCGGAGUGGAGCCGAAGAUGUUCGAGGUCGACUACGGUAGCGGUAGCGUCUUGGGCAUGGAGGGGGUCGAUGACGUUAGCCUGGCUGGUCUAGACCUGUCGCAAGUGCUGUUCGGCCUUGUGCUCUACGAGGACCAACAGAUCCGAACGUUCAUGAUGGACGGGAUCGCGGGGCUCGGGUUUGUCGGUCUGAGCAUGGUGACGACGCCGACGCUGCUAGAGCUCCUUCACAGAGACCACCCGGAGGUGCCGAACGUGUUCAGCGUCUACCUGUCGUGCGACCCCUCGGACACGGAAAAACCAAACCACAUGCUGUUCGGCAGCUAUGACCUGAGCAUCCUUUCCGAAGGCGCCCCUUGGCACUACACCCCCCUCAUCCCACAUUCUCGAGGCCAACUCAAAUAUUGGACGGUAAAAAUGACGGCCAUGGCUAUGGUGACCAGCUCACCCCUCGCGGACACGGCGGAAGAAGAGGCGUCGGCUGGCGAACAGCCCGCCGAAGGUUACGAAAUUCCUUACUUGGGUGGUUCGGAAGAAGGGAAUCUGUGCUCCUCCGGUUGCUACGCCAUCGUCGAUACGGGGACCUCGGGGAUUGCCGUACCCGAGGACUACUUCUACACGCUCGCGGAACAGAUCACGGAGGCCAGCGGAGCAUCGUGCAAGGGGACCACCUGCUACAGUACCAAGGGCUCCGAUUUCCCUGACCUGAUGUUCGAGCUGUACCCCUCCAACAAGUUCAUUUUGCGGGGAGAGGACUAUACCGUGUGCAGCCGCUGGGGCGUUUGCGUGGUGAAGCUGCAGCCGAGCUUCGGCGGCAAUUUUUGGAUCCUCGGGGAUGUUUUUAUCGAGGCGUACUACACCCUUUUCGACGUGGAGAACCUGAGGGUGGGAUUCGCCUGCACGGGGAACGGGUGCUCUGGCGGCACGUGGCACGGGCAGGGUGGCUUCAUGGAGAUUGAGGACCAAGCGUCUUGGCGAAGGAGGGGCGGGGGGGCUCGUCAGGCGGCGGCGACGGGGCAGGGCCUGAAGGGAGUUUACAGGGCGUGGAUGACGUGUUGGGAAAAGGGUGGAAAGCGUACGGGUCGACUGAUGAAGCGUCGGCUGGGGCGGGGUGCCUGCCACCAUCGAGUAGAUGAUCCACGGAGAUUUGGUAGAUCGGUAGAGAGGGUGUUGCCCUUGUCAUGGGGCUUGGCUGUCGUCCUUGCAUGUUUUGUUGAGAGGGCGGCAGGCGUUUGUUGGUGUAUCGUCUUGUUAGUCGUUGGCGUCAGCCGUCAUGCAGCAGAAGGAGGGGUUCUUUGUUCGCUUCGGCGGUUGUCCUGUGGGAGAGCAAUGGUGAUAGGGUUAGAUGCACAAUCGAACGGGCGUUUUUUGUUGUAACUCUCCUGCUCGUGUGUUGAUUAUUUUCCGUCGCUUGUAUGUAUUGUCGGAGGCGUAUCGCACGUAGGCCCGUUGUCCAUGCACCGAUUGAAAUGGCGUGUGCGGCGGUGAGGCGGUGCACUGUAUUGUAUGUGUCCUCCGUCGAUCACUCUGUCUCAACGUGUCAUGUCGUUGUAGGUGUCAUCGGGGCGUUUUCCGUACACUGCUGUUGACCCAUCACAAGAGCAUCGUAUUUCUAUUUCUUUAGUAGGAGAACGGGGUGAUACAAAUACCUUGCGGGUGAGUGUGUUUUUCGUUCUGUCGCGGGACCUACCUGGGGAACUAUUGCAAAUUGUAAUUCUACUAACUAGAUCGCCCGUGCGUCGUUUAUCUUGGAUGCGAGCGUACGUGCGCUCUUGCC
This is a messenger RNA of Ectocarpus siliculosus, 2275 nucleotides long. Lineage: Eukaryota; Phaeophyceae; Ectocarpales; Ectocarpaceae. The record is from the annotation of a GenBank genome assembly.